Messenger RNA from Schizosaccharomyces octosporus yFS286, 3065 nucleotides. RefSeq names its product ribosome biogenesis ATPase. Lineage: Eukaryota; Fungi; Ascomycota; Schizosaccharomycetes; Schizosaccharomycetales; Schizosaccharomycetaceae. Bases 508 to 2883 code for a protein of 791 amino acids. The record is from RefSeq and is a predicted model, not a curated record. Gene Ontology annotation, molecular function: ATP binding; ATP hydrolysis activity. The transcript has a single exon.
GUUUGAAAUGCGAAAAAUAAGUCUACUUUUUCUCAAGAGGUCUCAUUUCAGCCUACUGUCAUCACUAAAAUAUAGAUUGCUUGCUUUCAUUUUCAGGAUGUUUCUUCAAUUAAUACCAUUAAUAUAAUAACUUUGAUAUCAAUUAAAAAGUAUUGUUGUUCGCUCCAAAUCACUUGGUUAAGUACGCCUCUCCAAAGAUGCAAACAAUUAUCUUACUUCAUUAUUUCCUUAAAAAUUAAUUCUUAUUAAAUAAAGUAUGGUCUAUCUAACGAAAAAAGUAUACAAAAGGCAUUUACUAGUAUUUAGCCAGUCCGCCUAAAUUUCUUACCCUUUGGUAGACUUACUUUCUACAACAAACUACCUUAUUCCCAAUAUAUAAUUUGAGAGCUUUUUAGAAAAGCUUUUCUUCAUAGAAUAGUAUUUUUUAUAUUGUUAAUUUGGGUUUGUUGCCUUGUGAAGGAGUUUAGGACCAAUUCUUUUGAUAUAUAGAACUUUUGAAAAAAAAAAAUGGCAAGGGGAAGACGCGCAAAUCAGCGUGAUGCUGAUUUGGAUUUAGAAAAUAUCCAAGGUGAGAUUGAAGAAGUAAAACCGGCUCCCAAGCCAAAGACAAAGAAGAACAAAAAGGCUUCCAAGAAAAUGGAAACUGUUCUUGAUGAUGAAUCUGAUUCAAACUCUGAUGGAGAAGAGGAAAAAAGUGUUUCCCCUCCUAAGAAGUCUUCCCGUCAAAAUAAAAAACCAGUUAAUGCCUUUGCUGCAUUCGCUGACGAGCAGGAAGAUGAAGAUGAAUCUGAGUCAGAAGAAUCAGUUGUUGAAGAAUAUCCCAAGAAGAAAAAGAAGAGUGACAAGAAAUCAAGUCGUAAGAAUGCUUUUGAUUCUUUAAACGAAGACAUGGAUGAACUUUCCUUGAAGGAUGAGAAGGAAGAGACUUCUACUUCCAAGAAGGAAAAGAAGAAAUCCAAGAAGUCUGAUGAGCCUAAGAAGGAUCGCAAGACUCGCAAGAAAGAAGAAAAGGCUCAAAAAAUGGCUUCUUUGAUGGAACCUAAAGAGAAGAAUGAGUCCUCCGGUAACGGACCUCUUAACCAAAAUCAAAACUUGAAAGAUGGUUUGCUUUCUGGUCGUCUCAUUUUUGCUUAUGCUUCUGGACAGAAAGUGUCUGCCGACGGUUCUGAUCCAUCAGCCGGUAUCACCGUUACCGGUAAUUUACUCAGUCCUCCCAACAGCCGUGAUUUGCAAGUAGAGAAACUGUCAGUAUCAGCUUAUGGUAAGCAUCUCAUCAAGGACUCUGAACUCAGCUUAAUAAAUGGUCGUCGAUAUGGUUUAAUCGCACCGAACGGUACCGGCAAGUCUACCUUACUUCACGCAAUUGCAUGUGGACAAAUUCCUGCCCCUCAGUCUUUAGACUUUUAUUUAUUAGAUCGCGAAUAUAUGGGCAAUUCACUUACCUGCGUGGAAGCAGUUUUGGACAUCAAUGAGCAAGAGCGUAAACACCUUGAAACCAUAAUGGAAGAUCUUCUUGAUGAUCCAGAUAAGAAUGCUGUUGAGUUGGAUACUAUCCAAACUCGUCUUACUGAACUUGAAACAGAUAAUAGUGAACAUCUUGUUUACAAGAUUCUCAAGGGUCUGCAGUUUACUGAUGAAAUGAUCGCGAAGCGAACUGAAGAUCUAAGCGGUGGAUGGAGAAUGCGUAUUGCUUUGGCUCGUAUUCUGUUUAUUAAGCCUACUCUUAUGAUGCUCGACGAACCUACCAAUCACCUUGACCUUGAAGCAGUAGCAUAUUUGGAAGAAUACUUAACUCACGAAAUGGAAGGUCAUACUGUGUUGAUUACUUGCCAUACUCAAGACACUUUAAAUGAGGUUUGCACCGAUAUCAUUCAUCUCCACCAUCAUAAGCUUGAUUACUAUUCGGGUAAUUACGAUGUAUUUCUCAAGGUUCGUGGAGAGCGUGAUGCCCAGUUAGCUAAGAAGGCACGUCAACAAGAGAAGGACAUGGCUAAAUUACAAAAUAAAUUAAAUAUGACUGGAAGUGAUCAACAAAAGAAAGCUAAGGCUAAGGUAAAGGCUAUGGACAAGCGUCUUGAAAAAGAUAAGCAAUCCGGCAAGGUUCUAGACGAAGAAAUUAUUCAAGAGAAACAGCUAGUUAUUCGUUUCCAAGAAUGCGGUGGCGGUAUACCUUCACCUGCUGUUAAAUUUCAAGAUGUUUCUUUUAACUAUCCUGAAGGUCCUACUAUUUUCUCCAAUUUGAACUUUGGUUUAGAUUUAAAUUCCAGAAUCGCUUUGGUAGGUCCUAAUGGUGCUGGUAAGACUACAUUAAUUAGAUUGAUCCUUGAAAAGGUUCAACCUACUGUUGGAAGCGUUGUUCAUCAUCAUGGUCUUCGAUUGGCUUUAUUCAACCAACAUAUGGGUGACCAAUUGGAUAUGAGAUUAUCCGCAGUAGAUUGGUUACGUACUAAAUUCGGUAACAAGCCAGAAGGUGAAAUGAGAAGAAUCAUCGGUCGUUACGGUCUUACUGGUAAGAGUCAAGUCAUUCCCAUGAGCCAACUUUCCGAUGGUCAGCGUCGCCGUGUCCUUUUUGCUUUCCUCGGUAUGACUCAACCUCACAUUUUACUUCUUGAUGAACCUACAAAUGCUUUGGAUAUUGACACUAUUGAUGCGUUGGCUGACGCUUUAAACAACUUCGAUGGUGGUGUUGUUUUCAUUACUCACGACUUCCGUCUUAUUGAUCAAGUUGCUGAAGAGAUUUGGGUCGUUAAGGAUAAUACUGUGAAAGAGUUUGAUGGUGAAAUCCGUGAUUACAAGAUGAUGCUUAAAGAGCAGAUUGCUAAGGAUAGAGAAAAUGAAAAAGAAGCAGAAUUGGCUAAACAGAAGAGUAAAGCCUUGAGAUAAUUAUAAAGGUAUAUUUGGUUAUUUUUUCUGUGUUUGUUUAGUCUAUUGGUUUAUAAUUUUAAAAUAAGAAUAAAAUUAACUCAACAUUUCACAAGUUUGAUGAUGAUAAAUUUGGAAUUUUGUUUUUCUUGACAAAAGCCCCUAGCAAGGUGACUCAUGCGUGUUCAAAAAUUGAAAUAACU